Chelonoidis abingdonii (Abingdon island giant tortoise) is the source of this 693-nucleotide messenger RNA. RefSeq names its product testis expressed 38 (gene TEX38). Lineage: Eukaryota; Metazoa; Chordata; Testudines; Testudinidae. The record is from RefSeq and is a predicted model, not a curated record.
AAAAAAAAAAAAAAAAAUCAAAUGACUAACCACUUAGUAUCAUUUAAAAUAGGAUAGCUCCAAAAAGGACCUAAUCAAACUUAAGUCUCCUAUCAUGCUGGAUGCUGCACAAAUGCAUUAAUAGACGUGAUCCCUGCACCAAAAAGCUUAUCCUCUGCUCCUGCUUUUCAGGUUGGCUGCCUCUCUAUUUUGCGAGCCUAGGGCUAUGUUACAUCUUGAUCUUCAGUAGCAUGUUUUUCUUUCACUGGAAGAAAGUCGUCCAGCGGGAGCAACGUGCAAAAGCGUGGGUUGAACUGAUGAGGAGCGAAACAUUCUUCACCAAUGCAGUAGUUCACUGGGCUAACAAGAAAGCUCAUUAUGGGAUUAAAGCAGAGGUAUGCACUCCUGAGUCCAGUGCUAGCCCAAAGCAAAAUGGCAAAAGCUUUGACAGAGAGACCACCACAGGCAGGGAUGGAGCUUUCUUCCCUUCCCUCACAGGUUCAUACAAACUGGUGUUUCAGGAACUGCCAUGGGCUUGUUCACUCUCCAGCCUGCCACCACUUCUCCAUCAUUCAACCUCUUAUCCUUUUUCAGCCAUUCCGUCAAGGAUUGUUCCAUUCAGCUCUCUUCCUGACCUCGUUACAUUAGGAAAUGUGAGAUGCCACCUCAGUAAUGGCAACUCUGCUUGUGAGAUAUAACUCAUGACAGACCCAC